Molecule: messenger RNA, 786 nt
Organism: Venustampulla echinocandica
Lineage: Eukaryota; Fungi; Ascomycota; Leotiomycetes; Helotiales; Pleuroascaceae
Exons: 2
Coding region: 1-786 (261 amino acids)
Source: RefSeq, a predicted model, not a curated record
AUGACAAACGAUACUGCCAUUGUCCGCCUGCUCUAUUCCAUUCUGAGCCAGAAAUGUCUCAAGGACAUUGACUGGAACAAAGUGGCCCAGCACCCGAUCCUGAACCAAGAAGUCACCAAUGGUCACGCCGCGCGAAUGCGGUAUUCCCGCUUCAAAAAGCAAAUGGACGGAACCACUGGCGUGGUCCGCCGUCCUCGCAACACCAAUUCCCCGCGAAAGAGCAAGGUCGAAAAGAACAAGGCCAUUAGCAAGGAGAAAGGCCGGAAACUUUUCAAGAAUGAAGAUGACGACGGCGAGGAUGAUAUGCGGAGGGUGAAAGUGGAGCACCCAGAUAUGGGUCCUAGCGGCGCUGAAGGGGAAGAAGAAGUUGGAAUGGGACAGGUCAGAAUUAAGACUGAGCUGCGAGACCGAGAGCGCGAACGCGAAUCAAGUUAUAUGCCGAGCACGCCCUUCAUGUCUCAUUCGCAAAUCUCGACUCCAGGUUCAAGCCAUAGCUACACUAGGCCGGGCUUUGGCGAAAUUCCCAGCAUGCAUGAUAAUAUGACGCAUAGCUUUGAGGUGCCUCCCUCGUCAAUGGAGAGCAUCUAUCAGCCCAUGAUGAGCGGCCCUUAUGGCAUGACGCCUAUGGAGAUGAGCGAACACUUCGGUAAUAGUUGGACAGCAAGCCCAUCAACUCCGAUUACUCCGAAUACCAUGCCAUUCCAGGGUCAGGUGAUCGGUGAGGGUCAGGAUGAGGUGUUGGUCAAGACUGAACCAAGAUGGGAGGAGGCAUAUCGACAUUUGUGA